AUGCACGAGUGCCGUGGUCUCUUUACAGCCAGAAAGUUGCGUAACCUUCGUCAUGAUCAGAAAUGGCAUGACAAGCGGUACAAGAAGGCCCAUUUGGGCACAGCCUUGAAGGCCAACCCAUUUGGAGGUGCAUCCCAUGCCAAAGGGAUAGUCUUGGAAAAAGUUGGCGUUGAGGCCAAGCAGCCCAAUUCUGCCGUCAGAAAGUGUGUUCGGGUGCAACUUAUUAAGAGUGGCAAGAAAAUCACAGCUUCUGUUCUAAACGAUGGUUGCUUGAAUUUCAUAGAGGAAGACAAUGAAGUUCUGGUUGCUGGUUUUGGUCGUAAGGGACAUGCUGUUGGUGAUAUUCCUGGUGUCCGCUUCGUUGGUUAA
Pristis pectinata (smalltooth sawfish) is the source of this 369-nucleotide messenger RNA. Its product is annotated as 40S ribosomal protein S23-like. NCBI's taxonomy places the organism in Eukaryota, Metazoa, Chordata, Chondrichthyes, Rhinopristiformes, Pristidae. The coding region runs from base 1 to 369 and encodes 122 amino acids. Gene Ontology annotation, biological process: translation. The transcript has a single exon. The record is from RefSeq and is a predicted model, not a curated record. Gene Ontology annotation, molecular function: structural constituent of ribosome. Gene Ontology annotation, cellular component: ribosome; cytosolic small ribosomal subunit.